Messenger RNA from Chionomys nivalis (European snow vole), 1089 nucleotides. RefSeq names its product nuclear transport factor 2 (gene Nutf2). The record is from RefSeq and is a predicted model, not a curated record. The transcript has 5 exons. Gene Ontology annotation, biological process: protein import into nucleus. The coding region runs from base 307 to 690 and encodes 127 amino acids. NCBI's taxonomy places the organism in Eukaryota, Metazoa, Chordata, Mammalia, Rodentia, Cricetidae. Gene Ontology annotation, cellular component: nuclear pore central transport channel.
GCGGCCGGGGGAAUGCUGAGAGCCUGACGGACGCCUGUCCGUGCAGCCCUGUGUCCUGGCUGUUGCGCCGGACUGCGUUGUGGCCAUGUCUUUUUUUCUGGUCCGGAUGAUCAGGAUAGCUCUCAGGGCCCCGCCCUGUGUGUACUUCCCUGGCUUGCUCGAAUCCUACAACCUCUGCAGGCAGGUUGGCGGGCCGACCCCAGACCCACGUCCCACCACCGGUCGGCGAAGAUCCGGGGAUGGGCAACGUCACCCAGCUCGCUCCAGAGCCAGCAUGGGUCUUGGUGAGGUGGGUGACUCUCCAGGAUGGGAGACAAGCCAAUUUGGGAGCAGAUUGGAUCCAGCUUUAUUCAGCAUUACUACCAAUUAUUUGAUAACGACAGAACCCAACUAGGCGCAAUUUACAUUGAUGCAUCAUGCCUUACGUGGGAAGGACAGCAGUUCCAGGGGAAAGCUGCCAUUGUGGAGAAGUUGUCUAGCCUUCCGUUCCAGAAAAUCCAGCAUAGUAUCACGGCGCAGGACCAUCAGCCUACACCAGAUAGCUGUAUCAUCAGCAUGGUUGUAGGCCAGCUCAAGGCUGAUGAAGAUCCCAUCAUGGGUUUCCACCAGAUGUUUCUAUUAAAGAACAUCAACGACGCUUGGGUUUGCACCAAUGACAUGUUCAGGCUUGCCCUGCAUAACUUCGGCUGACCUCCUGGCCACACUCACGCUGUUUCCUCCUCCCUCCUCUUCCCAAUACUAUCUCACUCCUCCAGAUGCUCCAAAUAUCAUACACAAAUGAGCAGGGCCGAGGUGGGAGUGGGUGCAGUGCGCUUCUGUCACCACGGUGUUGUGCAUGAUGUUUGGAUGCUAGACUAGUUGCAUCUGACAGGAGACAUUUGUGUUGUACCAGCGCAUGCCUUGGAAAGACUUAAGUAAUGCAAAAGAUUGUCGGUUUUUGUUUUAUUUCAUUUUUUAAUCUACUGACAAGUUGCUCUAGUAACCCAAAGAAGUGAAGGAGAAAGCAGCUGCCUCACCACCCAGAUAAUUGAUUUGUUCAGAUGUUUCAAUGCCUCAUGAUACAAUAAAACCACAAAAGUUUUCUUAACA